AGGUGGUGCAUUGUUGAUCAGUACGAUUGGUCUAAAGAUGAUCCGUAGCUCUUUCUCAGACAGUUCAAAACAAUCAAUAUUUGUCAUCUGGACAGUCUUGUUCUUUGAAUUCGACUACAAGAAGUACUCUGAAGGAUUUCCUAUUGAUUAUUUCAUCAUGUCUAUAUUUCUAACAAAGGUUUGUUGCCAACCACUGAUCUCAAACUAGUACUGGAUACAAUACUAUGUUGAAUAAGCCAAUUCGGAGUUUCUAUUGCGCAUCUAAAUGAUGCUGGACUGGAAAGUAUCCCGGAAUUAAUUUCCUCAACCUCCAGCUGUGCCAACAUUAGUGAUUUUGAUUAAAAUUACUGAAUAAAGUGAAUUGGUUACGGCAUAUCCGUGCCAUUUUCAAAGAUUUUUCCCAGUUCUAGGUCCUUGAAUUUACUGAAAAAGGACCUUGAAAGUCCUGGAAAAGUACUUGAAUUUCACCUUCACCAAAGGGUGGACACCCUGAGUAAACAUAAUGACAAUAUAAAUUCCGUCUCUUUAGGUGUACGAGCUGAUGCUGAAGUUGAGAUUCGUGUUCAGUUAUAUUGCUCCUUGGCAAAUUCCCUGGGGAUCAGCUUUCCACGCUUUUGCUCAACCAUUUAGUAUUCCACGUAUCCUUUUAAUGAUUUUCAUAAAGAGAUGGAUAGCGCAGUGUUUGUAAUGCAUGUCCAUCUCUGUGCCCAGGGUUUGAUUCAUGAAGUUGUCUGAUUAUAAUUGCACUUCAUGCGAGGAGAGUAUACUUACACUUUGACUCAUCGCAGCUUUUGCUACGCGGUUUACUUGUCUCCUGUAGUACUGUGAAACUGAUCCAAUAAAGAAUGGCUCGUACUGCAAAUCUGAGGAGAACAACUUACCAAGCUGAGCUUAGAUACAAGUGUUUGAACUAAACAGUAUAUAGUUUAAAGUUUGUUCCUGUACAGUGAUAACAGACGUGGUGGAGCUAUCCAGCAUAUAUAAUGUUUAGUUUAGUUUUAAUUAGAUUAACCGUUAUACCAGGGUGUUCAAAUAAAAACACAACAGCUAUGAUUUAUACAACUUUUCCUUCAUUAACAUCUGUUAGAUUCCACUAUGAUGUUUUUCCAAUCUAUUUUAUCGUCUUUGAUAUCUGCGCCGCUCAACCCAUUUCUGGGAAGUGCUAUAUUUAUUUGUUCUUACGUCAGACCUGUGAAAUUCUGGGAGAAAAAUUACAAGUAAGAAAGCUAGUUGCCCAUGUCUCUGAAUAUUUGAAUACAUAUGAAAAUAGUUCGUAUCGUGUACCACAUUUUGAUGGCUCUGAAAUACUUUUUCUUGCAGCACAAAUCGCGUGGACCAUACAAACACUCGUUUAUCUUCACAACUCGAUCGUAAUCCGGGUGCCGACGACAACAAUUUGAACUCGAUCUUCUACGAACAUUUGACUCGCUCCUUACAGCACAGCCUGUGUGGUGAUCUACUCCUGGGUCGCUGGGGGCCUGUGUCGAGUGGUGAUUGCUUUGUUCUUGCCUCAGACUAUCUCAAUGCCUUAGUUCAUAUUAUUGAAGUUGGAAAUGGCCUGGUUACAUUUCAACUUCGUGGUCUGGAGUUUAGAGGUGGGCAAUUUCAUUGUCGAAAUAUUUUGUAGUUCAUUUGUCAGAAAAUUAAUUGCUUAAGGCCAUGUCCUACAGUAGCAGCAACAAUGGUGAUACUGAUUGAUAUUUCUUAUCAGGAACUUACUGCCAACAAAGAGAAGUUGAAGCCAUAACAGAAGAUGUCGAGAGUGACAAAGGUAGGAUGUCUAGAGCAGAAAUUUUGUAGAGGACAUCUAAGUGUUCAAUAGUCCAAAAUAUGAUUUUUGGUAUGUGUAAUAUUUGUGUCGUUCGAAGAAGAUAUGUGAUGUAUCUUUAUAGUAAAAAACCUCAUCUUAAUUAACUUUCUCACUUUCAAAGUUUCCGAAUGAUGAAUUUCAGCAGCAAAAAAUCAAAGGCAAACUAAUUUGCAAUUCAUCGAAUAACAUCAUAUCCGGCAACUUCUACAGUGACCGGAAGUUCGAUACGAAAUGUAAGCGCCUACGACAAUGUAAGUGAGUUGUGUGCUUGAUUCACGCAGUACAACUCAAGUUGUAAGCAGGUUGCAUGCGACAGUUUUGAGCAGUGGUAAAUCGGCCUUGACAACGCUCUGUAAAGAAAGCCCUGGGCAAACUAAGAAACAUUGUUGUGGAAACAUUGUUUCCUGCCAAUGUUUCGCCAUGUUUCCCAGAGUGGGCAAACACUAGGAAAUAUUAUUGAGAAACAUAGGGAAACAUCAAAUGUUUCUGAAUUCGCUAGGAAACAUUUUUGCUUCUCGGGAAGCAAAUUUUGUUUCCGCAACAAUGUUUCCACGGGUGGGCCUACAGGGAAACAUUUGAGGAAACAUUGAGAAUCACAAAUGUUUCCACAACAAUGUUUCCUAGUUUGCCCAGGGCUUAACGCUUACUUUGCAUUAUAUUGAGGUUGUUGCUGUUGCGAACCUGGUCAUCUACCUGGCGUGUUGUCAGUCAAUGCAGCCUUUGGUCAACGGUGGUUAUCCUGGCAAGUAACAUCAGUGAAAUACGUUAUAGAAGGUUACAGUAUCAGCGACAACAGCGCCACGUCUAUGUUACAAGUCUAUGAUCUACGCAAGAUAUUGAUCACGUACUAUGUCAAGGUAUUUGAAGUUUAUUGUUUCACGGCAACCAGGUUUAAUAUCAGACAUGUCGCUACUCUGGUUUUACGUUGAUGAAUACAAAGCCCAGUCGAAUACACCCUUCCGGAAAGUAUGUCACUUUGGCUAUAGAGCCUCGCUUUCGUGUAUGUGACAUUAGCGUGUAAUGUCUCAACCACGAAAUUACUAAUAUUACAAAAUUACGAAAUUACUAAAUUACUCCAUAGACAAGGUGACGUUCUUUCCGGAAGCGUGUAUUCCAUUUUUUUAAAAUUUAUUUUUAUUAUUAUUAUUGAAACGUUUCACAAUAAGUAGCUGAAAGCUAAAUUGCAAUGUGAAUGAACAAUUAUAUAUACUAUCAGAAUACAAAAAGUUUAUAUUACAGGUAAAUUUAUAAUACAACUACAGCGAACUACUUUAUAUUUACAACAAUAAAAAUACAACUAAGAACUGUGCCAAUUAAAAGGGCAUAAAAGUAUAAGAUCAGUCCAUUGACAAAUUAUAUUUUUCUAUGGCAAAAACAAUUGGGCUAUUUUUAAACCUUUCCGUCCUACAUUUAAAAUUAUACAUCUUAUCACCAUUUAACCUUAUCUCUCUUCUCCCUUAUUCGGUUGACCGUAUCCUUAUCUGGGUGAUCCAAGGGGCCGACCAUUGGAAAAAUUAUUGGAGGAUUUCAGCUUGCAUAAAUUUUAAUUCCGUUCGAAGUUUGAUCCAGUGUGCUUUGUGAAACGUACGUAAAAUUACCUCGCAUUUUUUCCAGGCAAUCAUAUUCUAUGCAAUCCGUUCGACACAGCUGGUUGAUUGGCUGACUAGCGAUGAUAUCCGCACAGGUCUGGUUGAGUAUCACAAGAAGAACUUCAUUGAAAAGGAGUCGGCAUUUAAUCAAAAUAUUGAUGAGGAUUAUGACGUGCUGGCAAAAGGAGUUUCCAGAAACAGUUUCUAUAACACGUAUUCUGAUUGGAUCAUGUUCUGCGCGGGACGUAGAAAUGACGUAUGUUCACUGAAGUGAUAUAAAGUCGCUAUAGAGCUCGCGUGCAAAUACUUUUUUCCAAAUUGAUUUGUCUAUAUACAUGUAAAAGGAUUUUUUAUACAAGUUGGUUUCCCAUCACUGAGAAUAAUGCAAAAAAAUUUUGCACAUGGGCAUUUUUAAUGGUUAGACAUGUGGUGUAAAUAAUAACACCCAACAAUAACACCCAAUAAUAACACCCAAUAACACCCAACAAUAACAGAGCAUUGCAGCUUAACGGCUUAAUAAUUCUUAUUUUUCAGGAAAUUCCUUGCGACAAAGCUUCUCACUUGGUGACGUUGUGCUUUGCGUUGAGCUUGCUAGGACGGCGAGCUCUUGGGACUGCGGCUCAUCAACAAUUUUCCAGGUAAGAAGUUGUUACUCGGAAUACAAGAUUUUCUUGGCAUCUCAUGCACUCGAUUGAACAAUAAUUGAAGAUUUCCAUCCACAAACCCUGCACCUAGCCACCUACUCUGAAUACAGCCACUAUUUAUCGCUCAUUCCUAGAAAACACGUUAAGUUGUGAAGAAAAUACGAAAAUUUUUAUUGUAUACUAUCCCGUUAUUAUUUCUCCAUGUGGUAUCUGAAAUUGGUUGUUCAAAGUUAACCCUAGGUUAAAAUUUAACCUGCUGCUUGGGAUUGUGUAUUUUUGCAUGGAAGUAUAUUUCAAAACUUCAAAACUUAUAGAACUGCUGUUAAUGCGGAUACGUUUUCUGGAAAAAUAUUUCCAAGUUUAUAAACAAGUUGUUAGGAGGUUUGCUUUGAAACUUUUUGUUAAUCUAGGAUUAAGCUAACCUGCUUUUACUAUCCGGUAUUAUUCUGUAUCCGUUAUGACAGUAUCCGGCUCGUCCCCAACAGUAUGCAUCCUGACUUAGUGAAUUUAUUCUUUUAUUUCUUUAGUCUAGAGUUCUUGUAUGGUCUGCACGCCUUGUUCAAAGGCGAUUUUCGUAUCGCAGCGCAAAAAGAUGAGUGGGUCCUGUGUGAUAUGGAUCUUUUAAAGAAGGUCGUUGCACCUGGAGUGCGAAUGUCCCUCAAACUCCAUCAGGAUCACUUCACAUCCCCAGAUGAAUAUGAUGAACCCUCUAUCCUGUACGCGGCGAUUGCGUCACACGAGGAGAAUCUCGUGAUUUCCCACGAAGGAGAUCCCGCGUGGAGACAAGCUGUACUGGCUAACAGAAAUUCAUUACUUGCGCUCAGGUAAUAUAUGCAAACAUGAUUAAUACUUGGUGUAUGGCGGCGGUAUUGACACUGCGUCACAUAAUUAGUCACUUCUCAAAUAUAUUCUCUCUGUAGACAUGUCACAGAUGACGCUAUUGAUGACUAUAAGAUUAUCAUGUUGAACAAGAGAUUUUUGAGUUUUCGCGUCAUCAAGGUGGGUUAUUAUUUGUACUCUUAGUCUUUGUUUAUCACGGUAAUAUUUUUUCAAUAUAGACGAAGGUUACGGGAUCAAAGAUUAUAUAGAUUAAGGGUUACGGGAUCAAAGAUUAUAUAGAUUAAGGAUUACAGGAUCAAACAACACGCUUACAUUGUCGUAGGUGAGUUGUGUGUUUGAUUUACACAGUACAACUCAAGUUGGGCCAAAAAAAAAAUAUGUGGGUUUCCGGUUUCCCGACCCGACCUAGCUUUUGGACGUCGAAAUCCCGACCCUAAACUUUUUUAUUGGAUCAUGCUUGUAAGUGUUUCCACUUAGAGGAAAAAGUUUGUGGAAAAUUGAAAUUUGAGGCAAUAUUAGGGAAAUUUAUCUUUGGAUGUGGAAGCACUGACUAAACAAAAUGGCGUCCGCUUAUUCGGAAAAUUAAAAAAAAGUUUAAAAAAAAAGUUAAAACCGACCUACCCUACCUAAGUUUUUAUAAGAAGAAACCGGAAACCCACAUACUUUUUUUUUUGGCCUUGUAAGAAGGUUGCAUGCAACAAUUUUAGGCAAAAGUUGUGUAGUGUAAAUCGGUCUAUAGCAAGAAAGCUCUGACUGCAUGCAGCAAAGCAAUAUGGCAUUGCUUCCAGUUUGAAACUAUAGAGCAUAAACGAACACAAUGCUUUCGUUCUCAAGAAGUAAAAAAGUUAGAAUUUAUAAUUUCAAUGCUUUCGAGAAAAGGUCCUUUGUCUUGAAGUUAGUAGCCAUAUACUCUAAAAACACUCGGGUUAAAAUUUUCUUGUUAACCUAGAAAUAGCACUAUUUGGGUUAAUCAAAUUUACUAGAUAUUUUGUAGUAGUUGUAUUGUAUAGUAAACUAGAAGAUGCACGAUUCUGAUUGAUUUUCACUAACUAUAGCUAGCUUUAACUACUUUUAUAUACAACCCUGCCGCUUGUUUUCGUGAUUUCUGCACUAUUAUAAAAAGAUAUCCAUUUUACUGCGGCAAUUAUCAUAGCGACCCUGUUGUGAUCGAUUAUAAUUUAACGCCAAUAUUUAUUUUUUUCUCAUCAAGGUGAAUCGGGAAUGUGUGCGUGGCUUUUGGUCGAGUCAAUUACAGGAAUUGAUAUUUCUGAGAAAUCGGAAUCCAGAGCGAGGAUCAAUUCAGAACGCCAAGCAGGUCUUGCGUAACAUAAUUAAUUCCUCGUGCGACCAGCCGAUUGGCUACCCUAUUUAUGUGUCACCGCUGACCACUUCGUACGCAGACACUAACGAGCAACUGCACUCGUUCAGCUACGGUGCACUGCAGGUAACACGACUCACGACCGCGUUGAAAAAGGCCUGGAAUCAUCUCAGGUUACGCUGUGGUACACUUUGCCGCGGAAGUUCGGAACCUAUUGAUGAAAUUAUACAGGGAGCUGUGCCGAGUGUGCGCGAACCUGGGAGUCUGGGACCGACGCGCGGGAGAAUAGACUCUAGCUUGAGCUCUCCUAGGACAGGCACGCGGCAUUUAAGUACAUCGACGAAUAGAUCUUUGAGCGGAAGUGCGCCGCAGACUGGAAUUAAACUUUCAAGCUCAUUAUCUGUAAAUGCGCCAAGUAGCACGCAACCAUCACCGACAGGCGGCCCACCAGAGCCCACGGGCAGUCAACAAAGGACUCGUCAUAAACGAUAGUUGAGGGCUUUGAGUGUUCUUUGUUUUCUAGUAGAUAGGUAGGGUAAAACCGUUGUAAAAUAUGACGUAAUCGUCUAAAAUGGUUUUCAAAAUCAAACUUCAGAUUUUGAAUCGAGAUCAGUUUCACUGGCCAGAUCUCAACAAAAAGACAAAAUGUACAAAAUUAGUAAGAAAUUGAUAUUUUGAAAUUCUAACUAAAGAAAGUCUAGUAUGCCAGAAGCUCGAUUGUCGUAAAUUACACAUUGAUGAAUCACACAUUCAAAAUCGGCGAAAAUAACUAAAAAUAGGUACAAAUGUACAAAAAAGAAAUUGAUAUUUGGAAAUGUCAACUGAAUUGGUCUACCAGGGGUUUUAGUAUCCUAAAUAACUAUUCAAACGAGUAUUCAAUUAGGAGAUAGCUUAUCCACAAAAUGUUAUUUUUGCAUCCUAAAGGCUGAUUUACACUAAAACUGUCGCAUGCAACCUGCUUACAACUUGAGUUGUACUGUGUAAAUUAAGGCACGCAACUCGUCUACGACAAUGUAAGUGGGCUCAUAUGAACAGACCUAAACCACCACCCCCUACCUAAAUUUCAGAGUAGAAAUGUUCCGUACUGGUUAAAAACCCCUAAUCUUAGAUUUUGUAUACUCAAAACCCCUGGCCGAUUACAUAAAAACAACUGUAUUAUAGAAUGGAAAUAUGAUCGUUGAAGUGCUGAUGGUGUUGUAAAUGUUGACAUUGUUUUUCUGAGUGUGAUGAAUACAG
Molecule: messenger RNA, 7437 nt
Organism: Paramuricea clavata
Lineage: Eukaryota; Metazoa; Cnidaria; Anthozoa; Malacalcyonacea; Plexauridae
Source: the annotation of a GenBank genome assembly